Messenger RNA from Blastocystis hominis, 327 nucleotides. RefSeq lists its product as hypothetical. The record is from RefSeq and is a predicted model, not a curated record. Gene Ontology annotation, molecular function: protein phosphatase 1 binding; protein serine/threonine phosphatase inhibitor activity. Lineage: Eukaryota; Bigyra; Opalinata; Blastocystidae. The transcript has 2 exons. Gene Ontology annotation, cellular component: nucleus. Bases 1 to 327 code for a protein of 108 amino acids.
AUGCCAACUCUUUCUUUGAACCAUUAUUUUUAUUUUGCUAGAAAAUGUCUAGGGAAGUUGUUUGCAGACAGGCACGUAGAAGGUGAUUUGCUCCUCUCACUUUGGUUAGAAACGAAUGUGGAACGACGAAGUCCAUCUACGAUCUAUGAACUGCGUCUGCGACCUCACGUACGUUGGACAGAGGACACUGUUGACAACGAACAUAUGAAUCGAAAACGAUCAAAAAAAUGUUGCAUUUACCACAAGCCACAUGAGUUUGGAGAAUCAAGUUCGGACUGUUCUUCAGAUGAAAGCGAUUGGGUCGAUAGCAGUGAUUUGGAGAAGUAG